UUAAAUAGUGCAGAGUAUGAGGCAUUCAAAGGUAUCAAGACUAACAGACCUUGCACCCUACAGAGAAUUUAUCUGGAGUACUUCUACAGGUACUAUAUCUCGAGAAAGAUGGAGGGCUGGAUGUUGAUCACUUGCCUACUAGGUGCAACAUUUGCUAUACCACUGCCUCCCCAUCCACAUCAUCCUGGUUAUGUCAACUUCAGUUAUGAGGUGUUAACACCUUUGAAAUGGUACCAAAGCCUGAUGAGACAACCGUAUUCAUCCUAUGGGUAUGAACCAAUGGGAGGAUGGCUACACCAGCCAAUGUUACCAAUAGCCCAACAGCAUCCACCCAUCCAGACUCUCACACCUCACCACCAGAUCCCGUUCCUGUCACCCCAGCACCCGCUGAUGCAAAUGCCAGGUCCACAACAAAUGAUGCCUAUACCACAGCAACAACCAAGCCUGCAAAUGCCAGUCCAAGAACCAGUCCAACCACAGGCAGGUGAACAUCCAAGCCCACCAGUGCAGCCCCAACAACCUGGGCAUCCAAAUCCACCAAUGCAGCCUCAGCUACCUGGGAGUCCACACCCACCAAUGCAGCCCCAGCAACCUGGGAUUCCAAACCCACCAAUGUACCCAAUGCAGCCAUUGCCACCACUGCUGCCAGAUAUGCCACUAGAACCAUGGCGGCCAAUGGACAAGACCAAGCAAGAGGAAAUAGAUUAAAGAAACCAGGAAAUCAGAAAAAAGCGAAAGUAUUCUAGGCAUUCUCACUUUCUUUCAAGAAUCCAUCAUUCCGCUGGAGUCAGUGGUAUAUCCUUCCAUUAACUCUUCUUAUUAGUGAACGCUAUAGCUAAACAAAAACAAAAACAACUAGCAAAUAAAAAUGUUU
Gavialis gangeticus (Gharial) is the source of this 874-nucleotide messenger RNA. It is a transcript of the gene AMELX, whose product is annotated as amelogenin, X-linked. Lineage: Eukaryota; Metazoa; Chordata; Crocodylia; Gavialidae. Bases 109 to 708 code for a protein of 199 amino acids. Gene Ontology annotation, biological process: multicellular organism development. The transcript is spliced from 6 exons. The record is from RefSeq and is a predicted model, not a curated record.